GCGUGUAUAUUGAGUUAUUUUCGUUAUUCUCGUCUCUUGCAGUACUUACAGAGUCCAACGACACCCGAAAUACGAAAAUAAAAACGAGAGAUACCUGAUGAAACAGGAUUAUACGUCUCCUACCUCACAAGUACAUUGCAUUGUUGACUCGAACUCCAAUGUGAACAUUAAUCUACAGCCGGUGGUGCCUGUGCUUGUGCUUGGCUGCUGCUGCCCUUUUCUGGUUGAACACGCAAUAUCAUCAUUACGUACAAAUUUCUACGUUUUCCGUAGUUUUUAAGCUUAAAUUUUGCUAGUUGAGAUGGCGGAGAAAGCCUCAGACGACACCAUCAUUACCAGAAGUUCUAACUUCACCUGCGGAGUAGUUGAAGGUUUUUAUGGGCGGCCAUGGACCACGGAACAACGAAAAGAUCUAUUUCAAAAACUGAAGAAGUGGGGUAUGGAUUCAUAUGUUUAUGCCCCUAAGGAUGAUUACAAACAUCGUGCAUAUUGGCGAGAGUUGUAUACUGUUGAAGAGGCUGAACAUUUAACAGGCCUAAUCACAGCUGCAAAAGAAAAUGGAUUACAGUUCUAUUAUGCCCUCUCACCUGGCUUGGAUAUUACUUAUUCAAGUGCCAAAGAGGUUUCUGCUUUAAAGAGAAAACUUGACCAAGUUUCUCAAUUUGGAUGUUCUGCAUUUGCAUUGCUGUUUGAUGAUAUAGAACCUGAAAUGUCAAGUGCUGAUAAAGAAGUUUUUCAGUCUUUUGCUCAUGCUCAGGUUUCUGUUAGUAACGAGGUGUACCAACAUCUUAAUCAGCCUCGUUUUAUGGUUUGCCCUACUGAGUACUGUGCUGCUCGAGCUGUUCCGAAUGUGAGCAGCUCAGAAUACUUGAACACACUUGGGUCCAAGCUCCUACCUGAAAUUGAUAUCAUGUGGACUGGACCGAAAGUAGUUUCCAGAGUCAUGACUCUAGAAUCGAUUGAAGAAAUCACAGAAGUAAUGAGGAGGCCUCCAGUUUUGUGGGACAACCUUCAUGCUAAUGAUUAUGAUCAGAAACGAGUAUUUUUGGGACCAUAUUCAUGGAGAUCUCCAGAACUGAUAGCAAAGCUUCGAGGUGUUAUGACUAACCCUAACUGUGAGUAUGGUCCCAAUUUUGUUGGUAUCCAUACUUUAGCUCAAUGGAGUCGGUGCAAUCUUGAUGGGAAAAGAGAUUUGAGCUUGAAUGAUUCAGUUUCUGCUGACAUAAAAUUGGAAACAGAGACAGAAGAUGGUGGAAUGGGAGAGGACAUUCCCUCUAAUUUAACCCCUAAUAUGUACCAUCCAAGACGAGCUCUCCACAAUGCCAUAAAUGACUGGCUUUUUGAGUUUUCACGCCCUAAACAGGCUUGGGGCCCAAUCAUGAAGCCUCAGCCUGUUAUACCUAUACCAAUACCUGUACCAAUCCUUCCAUCAAUUAACACUUGCAUGAGUCUUACAACAACCACAACAACAGCUUCUUGCUCAUCUCUCACUCCCCAAACUGUUGCAACAUCAUCAAACUCUUUUCCAGCUCUCUCCACAGGAAUUGAAUGUCAGCCACUAAACCCGCCUAACACCUCUCAACUGCAAACGUUGGCUGAAGUCUGUAGUACUGUUCCUAUUGCUACUGAAAACCUUCCACUGAUGCCCAUCACUGCUCCUGUUAUGAACUCUCUGGCAUCAGAGAGUAAAAUUGUAGCCCUGCCCCCCAUGGCCACUCCUCUGCCUCUCCCCAUUACGGUCAGUCUGUCCUCUGUCCCCGCUGGAUCAAUUCCAUUACCACUGCCACUUCCCAUGCAAGGGGCAAGCACCUGUGAGCCUAUGGACUGCAAUCCAACGCCCAACGGAUCUCCAGCUCACCUCGCAAAGACUGCAGCAUCAUCUACAGAGGACAUUGCAAUGGCUGAAAAUGGUUCUGGAAAUUCUGGCAAUGUUCUGGGUAAUGGAAGCAGUACGGCCAUGCAAGUUGACUCUACAGAUUUUAGUUCUAAUUUCCAAGCAACCUCAAGUAAUAUGGUAGUAGAAUCUCCACAUGAAAGAGAUAGUGAGAGGGGUGAAGACAAUGGUUCUGAAAAUUUAAAUGAAAUGCCUGAGAAAGCUCCUAUGACUUAUGAAGAUGUAGCCUUGCUUUGUGAUCUGUUCUAUUUGCCUUUUGAACAUGGGAGUGGAGGUACACAAAUUUUGCAUGACUUCAAUUGGUUGAAAACACAUGCUCAUGUGGUUUGUAGAAAUCAUCCAAGCAAUGGCUGUAGUAGUGAUGUGUCUGAAGAAGCCAUGAAAAACCCUGAGGUUCAAGAAUGGUUUGACCGAGCAACAAAGCUUAAUGAUAUGACAAAAGCUGUAAACCAGCUUUUUACAAAAUUGACGAACUGUCCCAAUAGAGAGCUUCUCCAUGAGAUCUACCCAUAUAUUUGGGAUGCGCGAGGCAUCAUCUCCACAUUAAACUCCUAUGUGAAGUGGCUAGGGUGUGGAAAUUUUCCCCAUGUGAUUGGCAACUUUACCCUGGGCAACUUCACCUGGUUUUCGAAGGGAUGGAAAGAAACAUUCAUGAGUGGAGAACAUGAGCCAUGGGUAUUUCGUGGAGGACUUAUUGCGGACCUGCAGCGAUUGUUACCCGUUGAUUCUUGCACUGACUUAUUUUUGUACAAGUCACCUGAGGUGCCCAGUAACAAAGUAUAUGACAUCCGCCCUGCUAAUAUUUUGACAGAUCAGCAUCAUAUCAGAUCAGUUUGUCAAUCUAUGUACUCUUCCUCUUGUGAUCUAGAUCCAUUGCCAGACCUUACUACAGACAGAUUUCUUGGUUGUCUUUUGCAAACUGAACAGCUUGUGUGUAUGGUCGUUGAAGAUGAAGUUGAGGUUGUUGGCUAUACCCUAGCUGCACUAAAUGCAAAACAGUUUUACACACAAAUGAAGACCGACUUUAUACCAUCAAUGCAGACGAAGUAUCCUGUUUCAGAGAGCCAAUAUAACUUGUCAAGUGUCCAACAAGAAAGAAUUGGAUGGUUCCAUUCUUAUGAUUUGGAAGUUCCUGAGCAAAUACUUUCAUCUCACCCGGGAACCAUUAAUUGUGGCAUUGUUCCUUCAGUUCAAGACCCCUCUGCUUUAAAAAGACUUGUCGUAUGCACACUUACAGCUAUGAGAGCAAAUGGUUGUUUUGGUGUACACACAGCCAUUAAAUCUAGUGACCUGGUUUCAUUAGAGCUCUAUAAUCGUUUAGGUUUUGUUGAUUUAAAUCCUGGUUACUCCAGCUUAUAUGUCAUUCUCGGACGCACAUUUUGAUCUAUGUGAAGCAACCAAUAUUAAAAAAAUAAAAAUCAGAAAACUGUAAAAAUACAAUCAAUUUUCUAAUGUUAUUAUGAAUGUGACCAUUUUUUUCUUCAGGAGAAUUUGAGAGCUUCAGGAGGGUACUCCCUUCAUGUCCUAGUCCACUUUAGAUUUGCAAUCAGACAACAAUGUUCCUCUUCUUUUUACAAUGCUUUAGUUUCUGCUAUUAGAGUCUGGUCAUUGGUAAAGUUGGACAUUGAGAUUAGUGAUUGUAUAAGUGUAAAUUUUUGUUUUCCGAAUUGAAUUGGUGAACUGCAGGUCAGACCCAUACCAUCUGUUUUAGUUUUAUUAGUUUACUUCUAUCAUGAGAGUGUACUGAAAUACAGCAUUCACAAGCAGGCUGGUCACAAUAAACAAUCAUCUGCUGUUAUGACAAUGUCCAUGGAAUGAUUUCCCUAUCUAAUGUUGAUCUGUAGUAAUCUUUAAAUGAAAUAAGUGAAAAAGUCUCAGGCAACUGCAUCAUGUUGUCAUGUUGUAUUUAGAUUAUGAUGUACUACCAUGCAUGUCAAAAAAUGUUUCUGCAAUGCUCAUUUGUUUUGGGGAUCAAUUUAUCAUUGCUUUCAUAAGUGCUGUUAAGUAGGAUGCUAGUACGUGUGCAUCAUGUAUGUUGUUCUUUUUUCUUGUGAGGAGACAUUAUUUUAUGUAUUGACUGUUUUACUCUUAUAUUUGUUCAGUGUCUCGUGCUUAUCUGUUCAAACUUUUUUGAUUUUGCUCGCUAAAGUGAAAGAAAAAGUAUAAUCUUAAAAUUUGAAACGACUUGAAUUUGCCAUUUUUAUAUCAUACUUUGAAGUGGCAAAAUCAAUGGUGAAUGUAUGUUUGUUUUCCUUGUGUACUCUUUCCAGAGCACCAAAUAGUUUUUUGUUUGUGUAUUGUUGUGGUUGGUCCCCCUUUGGAAAUAUUUCAACAUAUCAAUAUUCAGUCCAGUCCAAUAUGAUUACUGUAAUUUUGUGUGAUCUGAUUAGUGAAAGGAAUAUGCCUUUUCACGUUUGUGCUGUCUCAUAUCCCCAUGAUUCUUUCCCCUUCAUUUACUGUUGGGCAGUCUUGUUUCACAUUUUUUAAUAUUAUCAAAUGCUGGAAAUGCACAAGUGUUAAACAAAACUUGAGUUCCAUGAGGCUCUCAGGUUCCUUGAUGGUUGUUAAAAACUCUGUUUGUCUUGGGAGUGGUAGGUUAUUUACUGAAGCUUUGCUAGGUUAAUGUGGGCCAGUGCCUGGGAAUAAACCUGGUCUAGAUGAAAAGUUUAAUCCUCUUUGAUUAACUCUUUCUGAAAUAUUUAUGACUGAUCUGUAAACAGUAUUUUCUAAGAAUUUGUGAUUCUUGAUAAUGUCUCUACUUCAUUAAUAAUUUUCUAUGUAAGUGUUUGAUUCUGACUCAUUUAUUUUCUAUAUUUUCAUAUUUGUGUAUUUUAUUUCCACCAUUAUUUCUGGGCAUAAAUACAUUUUUUAAAUGAUGUUUGUUAGAAACUGAAGUUCUGUGCCUGGUUGAAAAUACUGUAACUUUUUCCAAUAGAGACUAGAUACUGUAAAUAAAAUCCUUUGUUCCUUCUCUCUUGAAAAGCUUUAGUACUGUUUCGUCCAUCCAACAGUAGUGCUGUAUUUCAACUAUCAAGUUGUCAAAGGUUUAUUAGGAAUCAUUAUUUAUCAUUAAAAUAAGUGCACCAUUAUAUGGAAAGCCUCAGUGCUUGGACAGCUUUCUGUAAAUCUGAAAUCUGAAACAGGAGACUUCUAUCAAACGGUGUACAAUGAUGACUAACAGUACUUACGAACUGAGAUCCUUGUACUUACCCUUUUCAUCUCUUCAGCUAGUAAUUUACAUUGAGUUGAACUGUCAGUGUUGUUAGAUUGAGGAAGGGAAGUACAUUUUGAUGAGUCAAUCUCUUCAAAAGUUAGAAGUAUUUGAUUGAUCUUAUCUUGCAAGCCCCUGAAACAGUAUAUUCACAAUUUUUAGCAUGUCUCUUUUCAAAAUGUUUAACUUGAAAACUUAUGUCAAGUUGCUACAUUUACAUACAUGGCUCUGAUACAAGA
Frankliniella occidentalis (western flower thrips) is the source of this 5344-nucleotide messenger RNA. RefSeq names its product protein O-GlcNAcase (gene Oga). The transcript is spliced from 17 exons. The record is from RefSeq and is a predicted model, not a curated record. Gene Ontology annotation, biological process: glycoprotein metabolic process. Bases 302 to 3277 code for a protein of 991 amino acids. Lineage: Eukaryota; Metazoa; Arthropoda; Insecta; Thysanoptera; Thripidae. Gene Ontology annotation, molecular function: beta-N-acetylglucosaminidase activity.